AUGAAUCAAGCAGUAGCAGAGCAUGUUGAACAACAUCAAGUUGGUAUACCAAGACAGAAUCUACUGGAAAACGAUGUCUACCAACAGUUCCUCAGUGAUGACUUUAACGUCACGGCGUACACCAGCAAUGUUCUCAAGAUAUCAUCCAUUCAGACGUCACUCGAGAAGCUGACCAUGGGCAAGAAGGAUAUCACACAAGAGCUAAAUGAUAGUAUCACAGGCAACUAUCAACACCUAUUCAAUCAGGCAUCCAACAUCAAGGACUUUGACAAGGAGACAGAGGCACUGAAACAGGGUCUGUUAAGUCUGGAGCAGUCAAUCAUGAGGAUGAGAAAGGAGAUAUCAGAGCCAUACAUGAACAUCAAGUCUCAGAUUACACAGUUGCGAAGAGUACAAGACACAUGUGAGAUGUUGAGAGUGGUCAUUCGAUAUCUAUCACUGGUCAAGAAGCUAAAGAUUCAUUUGAAAGAGGAUACAUUGAGGAAGGAGAGCAACCUAACUGGAAUAGCAAUCAUUGAUACACAGGUUCAAUGGGUCAAUCAAUGUAGAGAGCAGAUCAUUACAACUGCAUCCAACUUGUUGUUACAAUCAAUGGACAAUCAGAAUCAGAGUGAGGUGGCCAGUGCAUUGCAAGUGUUCUACAACUUGGGCAUCCUGGUAGAUCGUGUCAACUCUGUGGUCAACGCCACCACUGAGCGUCUGACCAAGAGCAUUAAGGCAAUGCUCAACGUAAACAAACUGGUUGGAAACCAGCAGACUGUGGAACGCAUCGACCAGUCGAUAUGGAGCAAGAUUGAGUCUGUCACUGAUAGUCUCUACACCAGCUGCAUUCAAAUAUGGCAGCUUCAGAGGGUAUUGACCAAGAUCAGAGAUCCUCUCACAAACAAGUCAUUGAUGGAUAUCAUAAAGACUACUGGAGGACAAGACAACAUAUCACAUGCAUUCUGGAAGAAUGCUACAAAGGUGUUGGAGACCAACUUGACUGUGGCUGCUAAAUCCUCCAAUGUAAUUGAGAACACAUUCAUCCUAGAGUAUCCAAAGAUAUCCAGAUACUUCUAUGACUUUUCAAGAAGGCUACAAAACUAUUGUGAUCUACAACAAGGUGUAGUUGGUAUAAGUUUGGAUGAUCACCAACUAUUGUUCAAGACCAUCUCAAUGUUUGAGAAAGGUUACUUGGAGAGAUCAAGACACAAUAUGCUUUCAAUAAUGAACGUAAUGUUUCCCCAAUCGGCUUGGGGACGUGGUUCAUCACCAUCAAGCGUACCAACAAGCAAGCAAAUGGUCGAUCUGUCAAAGUCAAUAUGGGCAGAGAUCGAGGUGAUUGAGAGCGACAAGGUACUGGUCAACAAGGUGACCAAAGUGGUCAGUGCAGUGAUCGAACUGUUUGCCACAAAGAUGGAGGCAAUGAUCCAACAAGGUCAACAGGCUUGUGAAAUCAUCAUUGACAACAAGCCAACCUCUGGACAGAUCAUCAACUGCUCCCUCUUCAAUUCAGCAACGCAUCUCCAAAACUCUCUUCAAUCCCUUCUCUCCUCUCACUCACUGCCCACAACAACGGCAGAGCUGCUAGACAAGUCAAUCAUGCUGCUCAGCGGCAUAUGCACCAACAUUCUUACACCUCUAAUCACAACAUUCCUUCAAGGCGCCGAGCAGAUUGUAUCGACCAUCCACUUUGAGGACUGGAGCAACGACAACAAUAUCUCUUCAACCAAGCAAUGCUCAUCUUUUAUGGACAACCUUCAACAGUACGUUUUCCACUUCAACUCCAACUUUCUCUCAAAGUUUACACCGUGUCCGAUCCUGGCACAACAAUGCAAGCAUCUGGUCUCUCGCCUAUUCACAUUGUUCAUUCGCCACGCUUCAUUGCUGAAACCAAUGAACGAGAAGGGCAAGCUGAGGCUCGCCAAUGACCUGACACAUUUGGAGCUGUCAGUGACCCCCUUGAUACCAGAAGGAAUCAAAGAGGUGGGCCAACCAUAUCAUUGGGUCAGAACAUUUAAACAUUUCAUCUUUAAGGACCUGACACAGCAGUCCACUCUUAAAGGUUUGACCGAAAUGCAUAGCAUGCCAGCAAUCAUAAUGGCUCACUGCUUAAUUGCCAGAGGACCAAAGGAGAUGAUAUUCCCUCACGUGUUUACCAAUUGGAGCACCCAGCAAUAUGUUCGUUGGAUGGAGGAGCACACAGAAACCGAGGCACUGCAUCUUGUACGAAUGGCACUGGAUGCCUACACACAGACCAUCAACAAGCGAGGAGAAAAAGAGUUCUCCUAUCUUUAUCCACUGCUACAUGAUUUGAUCACUAUUAAUGGUGUCAAGUAG
Messenger RNA from Acytostelium subglobosum LB1, 2319 nucleotides. RefSeq lists its product as hypothetical. The record is from RefSeq and is a predicted model, not a curated record. Gene Ontology annotation, cellular component: COG complex. The transcript has 6 exons. Bases 1 to 2319 code for a protein of 772 amino acids. Lineage: Eukaryota; Evosea; Eumycetozoa; Acytosteliales; Acytosteliaceae. Gene Ontology annotation, biological process: intra-Golgi vesicle-mediated transport.